This is a messenger RNA of Porites lobata, 228 nucleotides long. Lineage: Eukaryota; Metazoa; Cnidaria; Anthozoa; Scleractinia; Poritidae. The record is from the annotation of a GenBank genome assembly.
AUGUGGACAACAGAUUGGCCAAUUAACACUUUAAGAGAUCUCGACAGGCUAACAAGGAAGAUCAUUAAUGAAUGCCAUGGUAAACACAAACAUGAAUCGACGCAGCUCCUGUAACUACUAUCUUGAGAAGGAAGUAAAGGGCUUGUGGAGAUUGAAGCUCUCUACAAACACCCAAAGAUAAGAGCGGCUCACUACAUCAGCGCCUCGGAUAAUGUACAUAAUUGGUGA